Messenger RNA from Acanthopagrus latus (yellowfin seabream), 1545 nucleotides. RefSeq names its product cytidine and dCMP deaminase domain-containing protein 1-like. The record is from RefSeq and is a predicted model, not a curated record. The transcript has 10 exons. The coding region runs from base 1 to 1545 and encodes 514 amino acids. Gene Ontology annotation, biological process: dTMP biosynthetic process; dUMP biosynthetic process. Gene Ontology annotation, cellular component: cytoplasm. Gene Ontology annotation, molecular function: dCMP deaminase activity; zinc ion binding. Lineage: Eukaryota; Metazoa; Chordata; Actinopteri; Spariformes; Sparidae.
AUGGAAGGAGGCGACACACGGAACCGAGCCGACCCGGGCCAGCUGAGGCCGGGCCGAGGCACGAGAGACAGCAGCACCCAGACUGACAGUAAAGUACAAGGUCAUGGCCCCAGGUUAUCAGAGAUAAACCUGUUCACCUUGUUGAGUCUGUGGAUGGAGCUGUUUCCGCAGGAGCAAACUGAGGAGGAUGGCCACAGUCGGGUCCGUAGGAUGGGUCUUGUGGUGGUCCGGGACAGUAAGGUGGUGGGACUCCACUGCUCAGGGCCUGAACUCCACGCAGGACAAGCAGCCAUCAUCCAGCACGGCUCCUGCCUGAAUGACUGUCAGCUGUACUUCUCCAGGAGACCCUGCGCUACCUGCCUCAAGAUGAUCAUCAAUGCUGGAGUCAGUCAGAUCUCCUUCUGGCCCGGAGACCCCGAGGUCAGCAUGCUGAGGUCAUCCCCGACGAACCAGCCCAACUUUCGCUCCCACAGUCCGCCCGACAGCAUCACGGAGGACGCCGCGCUGGACGCCGUCGCAACCGAGAAGCUGAAGUCCAACAGCCGACCUCACAUCUGUGUGCUGCUGCAGCCGCUGCCUCCGGGCCUGGCGCAGUUCAUCAGCGAGACCUCCAGAGAGUGUGAUUUCAUGGAGAGAGUGACUGAUGAUGACCCAGGGCUGAGCACGCAGGAGCUCUUCAACAGAGAGCGGUUGCGACACUUGAAGCACUUGUCCAGGCAGUUCCUGGUUGAGAAGUCUCAGCAGCACCAGAGCAUUUUGACUCGAAUGGGUCUGGAGAACUUCUGCGUGGAGCCGUACUUCUCCAACCUCAGGGGCAACAUGAGAGAGCUGGUGGAGGUUCUGGCUGCGGUGGCUGCCGGGGUGCCGCAGACAGACUACGGCUUCUACAGGGAACAGCAUUCAACCGGCGCCAUCCCGGAGCCAUUCCCCGCCAAGUCUUUUCCCGCUCAUCAUGAAGGACUGUCCCAGGAGGAGGCUCGCCAUUGCAUCAUCCAAGCCAGGCUGCUGGCCUACAGAACAGAGGACCCUAAAGUGGGCGUGGGUGCUGUCAUCUGGGCCAAAGGACAGUCGGCUAGCAGCGAUAGAAGCGGGUGUCUGUAUCUGGUGGGCUGCGGGUACAACGCCUACCCAGCAGGCUCACAGUACGCCGAGUACCCCCAGAUGGACAACAAGCAAGAGGACCGACAGAGACGCAAAUACAGAUACAUCGUCCAUGCAGAGCAGAACGCCCUCACAUUCAGGACUCGAGACAUCAAACCAGGGGAGCCCACCAUGCUGUUCGUGACUAAAUGUCCGUGUGACGAGUGUGUCCCCCUGAUCAGAGGAGGAGGCGUCACGCACAUCUACACCACGGACCUGGACAGGGACAAGGACAAGGGGGACAUCUCUUACCUGAGGUUCAGCAGCCUGAAGAACAUCAACAAGUACAUAUCGAGGAAAGUAGAUACAGAUUUCUCUCGGAGGACUCUAACAUUUUUUUCUGUCUUCACAGUGGCAGAGGAGCCCUUCAGCUUGCUUGCCGUCCUCUCCUCACCACGCCAGUAA